This is a messenger RNA of Echinostoma caproni, 534 nucleotides long. The record is from the annotation of a GenBank genome assembly. NCBI's taxonomy places the organism in Eukaryota, Metazoa, Platyhelminthes, Trematoda, Plagiorchiida, Echinostomatidae.
AUGCGACCCGGCAAUGAGAAUAUUAAGCUCUCUGAAUUGGUGACGAAGACAGCAAGUGACUUUAAUUGCCGCCCCGUCGAGGGUAUGCAGUCGCACCAGAUGCGGCGGAUGGUAUACGAUGCAGAGAAGGCGAUUGUUUUAAACCCGAGUGAAGAGCAUAAAAAAUCGAUUGAGAAAUGCACUUUUGAAGUCAAUGAAGUGUGGAAUAUUGACAUUCUAGUGUCAACUGGAGAUGGUAAAGCCCGUGAACACAAGGCGCGUACGACCAUAUACAAGAAAAACGAAACGCUUUAUCAGUUGAAAAUGAAAGCCUCGAGACAUGAGUUUGUGGCGCAAUUUAGGUUUACGGUGUUACUGAUGCCUAACGGUCCUAUGCGGAUAACUGGUCUCCCGUUUGAUGCAACCCUGUUCAAGUCCGAAUGCAAAGUGAAGGAUGCAGAUGUUAAGGAAAUACUCCUGCAACCUAUCAAAAUCCAGAGCAAAAAGAAGAAACCUGUCAAAUUACCCGCAGAGGCGGUUGGGGCCAAGAGCUAA